Messenger RNA from Fusarium subglutinans, 1269 nucleotides. Its product is annotated as NADPH dehydrogenase. Gene Ontology annotation, cellular component: intracellular anatomical structure. Bases 1 to 1269 code for a protein of 422 amino acids. The record is from RefSeq and is a predicted model, not a curated record. Gene Ontology annotation, molecular function: NADPH dehydrogenase activity; FMN binding; NADP binding. NCBI's taxonomy places the organism in Eukaryota, Fungi, Ascomycota, Sordariomycetes, Hypocreales, Nectriaceae. The transcript has 2 exons.
AUGUCCUUUCCAAAGACGGUCCAGCUAUACCCUGACGUGGCACCAGUGCCCGGCACACAACUUGCUGAAAGUGGAGCCAACUCAACCCUCUUCUCUCCCCUUCAAGUCCGAGGUCUUACACUCCAAAACCGCAUCGCCGUCUCCCCCAUGGGAAUGUUCAGUGCCAAUGAUGGACAUCUAACUGACUUCCAUCUUGUACACUACGGCUCCUUUGCAACCAAAGGUGCAGCUCUCGUCAUUGUUGAAGCUACAGCUGUAGCUUCCAAUGCUCGCGUCUCAACCAGAGAUUCAGGUCUUUGGAGGGAUAGCCAGAUUGCACCUUUGAAGCGCGUAGUCGACUACAUUCAUGUCCAAGGACAGAAGGCUGGUAUUCAGCUCUGCCAUUCUGGUCCCAAGGGUUCCAUGCUCCCACCGUGGCUUGCUAACGGCGAUCCCAUGGUACACUUCCCACUUGCGAAUAAGGAAGCUGGUGGAUGGCCGAAUGACGUCAGGGCGCCGAGUACGAUUUGCCAUGGCCCUGGAUAUCCUGUGCCGAAAGAGAUGGGACAGGAACAAAUUGAUCUUGCUGUUGAUCAGUUUGCUGGUGCUGCUAGAAGAGCUGCUGAGGCCGGCGUCGAAGACUUUAUCGAGCUCCAUGGCGCCCACGGGUACUUGAUCAACGCCUUCCUGUCACCUCUCACGAACCAUCGAACGGACGAAUAUGGCGUUUCUUUCGAGAACAGAACGCGCUUCUUGUUUCGUGUCCUGAAAGCCGUGCGGGAUGCCAUACCAGACACUGUUGUUCUCUCACUGCGCAUCUCAGCUGUUGAGUGGAUGGAGUGGAGCGGAAAAGACUGUUGGACCCUUGAGGAUUCCAUCAAGCUUGCUAAACUACUUCCCCAGGCGGGCGUUGACAUUCUGGAUAUCUCAUCUGGUGGUAACCAUAGGGACCAAAAGAUCGACAUUCAUACCUACUAUCAGAUCGAUCUUGCUUACCAGAUCCGACAAGCCAUCCAAACUGAUGGUAUCAAACUGCUGAUUGCAGCCGUGGGGUUCAUCGAUAAACCUGACAUGGCUGAGAGUGUUGUUCGUGGGAAUGGUGAUUUUGGGGCAUUACAGAAGACGAAUGGGAUAAAUGGAGACGCUGAGAGGGGGAAGUAUGAGGAACCUCAGGCGGACUUAGUCAUGGUUGGGAGGCAGUUUUUACGAGACUCAGGCUUUGUACUUACAGCUGCCAAGAGUUUGGGCGUGAAAGUCCAGUGGCCCCUGCAGUACUCCAAGGCUAAGUAA